CCAAUGAUCGCUUGCAUCACUCAAAGCAAAAUGGCGUCGCUUGGUCAAGGAUGCUGAGAAAUAUCGACGCAGAGUUCAAAUUAGACAUAUGUUGCCAAUUCAUAAAUCCAUAAACACAUAUAACUAAAGAAUGAAGGUAGUCAACCUGAAGCAAGCCAUCCUGCAGGCUUGGAAGGAGCGCUGGAGUGACUACCAUUGGGCUGUUAAUAUCAAGAGGAAUUUCCCAAAGGGAGCAACAUGGGAAUAUCUUAACCUCGCAGAGGCGUUAAUGGAGCAGGCGCUGAUUGGUCCAUCUCCUAACCCACUUAUCUUGUCAUAUCUCAAAUAUGCCAUAAAUUCACAGAUGGUGUCUUAUUCGAGUGUGCUCAUCGCCAUUAGCAAGUUUGAUGAUUUUUCUCGCGAUCUGUGCGUCAAGUCCCUCCUGGAGAUCAUGGACAUGUUCUGCCAUCGCCUCACUUGCCACGGGAAGGCCGAGGAGUGCAUCGGGCUGUGUCGUGCGCUGCUUGGGGUGGUGGUGUGGCUGCUGCAGGGCUGCGCCUGCUAUUGCGAGAAGCUGAGGGAACCGGCUCCGUUGGGGGGCACCGAGGCCUGUCUGACGGAGUGCUGGGAGAGGCUGCACAAACUCAUGAGCAGCACCAAAAACAGAGCCCUGGUGCACAUCGCUCGGCUGGAAGAUCAAGGAUCCUGGAGUAAUGUCGAGCAGGCUCUUCUUAAAGUGAGCGACGGCCUCGGCUCUAUAUCGAACUCCUCGCUGCGGACUCAAUUAGAGGAAAGCUUGUCACUGGUGAAAGGCAUUCCACAGAUGCUGUCGGUGCAGUGUGACCCGCUGCUGCACGCCUCCUUCCCGUCAAUCCACACCUUCAUCAUGCUGGAAGGGACCAUGAAUUUGACAGGGGAGACGCAGCCGAUGGUGGAGCAGCUGAUGAUGAUCAAGAGAAUGCAGAGAAUCCCUAGUCCAUUCUUUGUGCUGGAAAUCUGGAAGGCGUGUUUUACCGGCCUCAUCGAGUCACCAGAGGGCACUGAGGAGCUGAAAUGGACUGCCUUCACCUUCCUCAAGAUUCCACAAGUUCUGCUGCGGCUGAAGAAGUACCCUCAGAGUGACAAAGGACAGGACUUUACGGAGGAUGUGAACGUUGCCUUUCAGUACCUCCUCAAACUGACGCCACUGCUGGACAAAGCUGACCAAAGAUGCAACUGUGACUGUCUGGGCAUGCUGCUCCAGGAGUGUAACAAGCUCGGCCUACUGUCCGACUCCAACACGGAGGUCCUCACAUCCAAACGGACGGACGACAGGAAGUUCUCCCCAAAACUGAAAACCGCGGAAAAUGCUAACAUCCAACCGAACCCGGGCCUCAUCCUCCGAGCUGAGCCCACCGUGACCAAUAUUCUCAAGACGGUGGAUGCAGACCACUCCAAGUCUCCGGAGGGCCUUCUGGGUGUCCUUGGUCACAUGUUGUCCGGCAAGAGCUUGGAUUUGCUCCUGGCGGCCGCAGCCGCCACAGGGAAACUCAAGUCCUUCGCCCGAAAGUUUAUCAAGCUUAAUGAGUUUCCCAAGCACAUCAGCGGUGAAGGAUCCAAGUCCGCUUCCGUCCGGGCCCUGCUCUUCGACAUCUCCUUCCUGAUGCUUUGCCAUGUGGUGCAGACGUACGGCUCAGAGGUGGUCCUUUCUGACCCCAGUCCCUCAGGGGAGACUCCCUUUUUUGAGACAUGGCUACAAACGUGUAUGCCCGAGGAAGGGAAGAUUCUGAACCCGGAUCACCCCUGCUUUCGGCCUGAGCCCGGAAAAGUCGAGAGUCUGGUGACCCUGCUCAACAAUUCCUCUGAGAUGAAGCUUGUUCAAGUGAAAUGGCACGAAAUCUGCCUCAGCACCCCGGCGGCCAUUUUGGAAGUUUUGAAUGCAUGGGAGAACGGCGUGCUCUCUGUGGAGGCGGUGCAGAAGAUCACUGACAACAUCAAGGGCAAAGUUUGCAGUAUGGCGAUCUGCGCGGUGGCGUGGCUGGUGGCCCACGUCAGGAUGCUGGGACGGGACGAGAGGGAGAAGCCUCAGACCAUGAUCCGCCAGCUCGUCACCCCGCUCUAUGGCGAAAACACGCUGCAGUUUUACAGCGAACGCGUGAUCAUCAUGAGCUCCAUCAUGGAGCACAUGUGUGCCGACGUCUUCCAGCAAACGGCGGCGACGCUGCGGCCCCCCAUGGAGGGCCAGGAGCCCAUACCCUACCGCAACCUGCUGCCGGCCAAAGAGCCCAUCCGGGCCGCCCUCACCAAGCAGUUCCAGCUGGUGCUGCGCAAAGGCUGGGUGGACAGUCGAGCGCUGCAUCUCUUCCAGAGUCUGCUCAACAUGGGCGGCGUCUUCUGGUUCACCAAUAAUUUGGUCAAGGAGCUGCUCAAGGAAACUCGGCAGGAGUGGGCCCAUCGUGUGGUGGAGUUGCUUUACAGCAUCUUCUGUCUGGACAGUCAGCAAAUCACCCUGACCUUGCUGGGCACCAUCGUGCCCAACUUGCUCACCGACUCCGCCCACUGGCACAGCCUGGUCGACCCGCCUGGCAAAGCACUGGCCAAGUUGUCUGUGUGGUGCGCACUCAGCUCAUACUCAUCCAACCACAAAGGUUCCUGCUCCGCUCAUCAACGGAGAAGACAGCGAGAAGACAUCGAGGACUACAGCAGCCUCUUUCCCUUGGAUGACACGCAACCCUCCAAGCUCAUGCGUCUCCUCAGCUCCAAUGAGGAUGAGCCUGUGGCGCUUUCCAGUCCAGGGGACCGAUCAAUGAGCAGCUCCCUCUCUGCCUCCCAGCUGCACACGGUCAACAUGAGAGAGCCACUCAACCGCGUCCUGGCCAACCUGUUCCUGCUCAUUUCCUCCAUCCUGGGCUCCAAGAUGGCGGGCCCUCACACGCAGUUUGUGCAUAGUUUCAUGGAGGAGUGUGUGGAAUGCCUGGAGCAGGGAAGUCGCGGAAGCAUCCUGCAGUUCAUGCCUUUUACAAUGGUCGCUGAGCUGGUGAAGCUGCCCGCUCUGGCCAAACCCAAAGUGGUCUUGGCUGUCACUGAUUUGAGUCUACCCCUGGGGAGGAGAGUAGCAGCCAAAGCCAUCGCUGCCUUGUAACGCUUGAGGUUCUUUCGCCAAAAGUUCGGGAUUUUCAGCUUAUGGGUGAAACUUCAGGAUCAACCCCCCC
Hippocampus zosterae (dwarf seahorse) is the source of this 3170-nucleotide messenger RNA. It is a transcript of the gene med24, whose product is annotated as mediator complex subunit 24. Gene Ontology annotation, cellular component: mediator complex. The transcript has 26 exons. The record is from RefSeq and is a predicted model, not a curated record. The coding region runs from base 131 to 3100 and encodes 989 amino acids. Lineage: Eukaryota; Metazoa; Chordata; Actinopteri; Syngnathiformes; Syngnathidae. Gene Ontology annotation, molecular function: transcription coregulator activity.